GAAUGUAAACUGAAGUCGCCCAAGUUGGCCCAACUGGCCCAAGUCGCCCAUGUUUAAUUAUGAUAUACUGCAUAGAUUGGAAAGUCGUUGAUCCAGGCUUGAGGUUAUUUUUAACAUUUGUACGCCAGGGAGCAGCACGGUUCGGAGAAAUAGAAAAAGCCGUGUCGUGUCUUGAUACUGUCUCUUAGUUCCAUGACACGUUCUGAAAAUCGUUUCCCGCCAAACUUUCAGCAUCAGACCGUUUUCAUUUCAACCAAUUUUAAUAAAGAAACUGUAGAGAAAUGGAAGGAUUCGAUGAUCCAGGUAUAUUCUUCUCUGACAACUUCUCCACGCCCGAUACCAAUGAAACGCAAACUAAUCUUCAAUAUGCGAAGAAGAAGUUUAUGGAGUUCAUCAGACAAUUCCAUGAAGGAAAUUUCAAUUACAAAUACAGAGACACGCUGAAGCGGAAUUAUAAUCUGGGCCAGUAUUGGCUAGAAAUCAAUCUGGAAGAUUUAGGAGCUUUCGAUGAGUCUCUCGCAGAAAAAGUGUACAAACAUCCGACGGAAUACUUGCCUAUUUUGGAAGAGGCUGCGAAAGAUGUGGCAGACGAGAUCACAGCACCGAGACUGGAAGGUGAAGAAAAAGUCGAGGACAUACAAGUAUUACUAACUUCAGAUGCGCAUCCCAGUUCCUUAAGAGGAAUGAAACCUGAUGCAGUCUCCCAGCUUAUUAAACUCUCCGGGAUCAUCGUUUCUGCAUCUGGAAUCAGAGCGAAGGCAACGAAGAUUUCCAUACAAUGCCGAUCCUGCAGGAGCAUGCAAACUAAUAUUUCCAUCAAGCCUGGUUUGGAGGGUUACGUUCUACCUAGGAAAUGCGCUACGGAACAAGCAGGACGUCCGAAGUGCCCGUUGGAUCCGUUUUUCAUAAUGCCGGAUAAAUGUCAGUGCGUAGAUUUCCAAGUCCUGAAACUGCAGGAGCUGCCGGAUCAAAUCCCGCAGGGUGAAAUGCCAAGGCAUUUGCAAUUAUAUUGCGAUCGUUAUUUGUGCGAUAAAGUCGUGCCGGGGAACAGAGUACUUAUCUUGGGCAUAUAUUCGAUUAAGAAAGUAGCUAAAACUGGUAGAGGAGGCAGAGGCGACAAAGGACUGGUCGGCGUCCGAGCACCGUACAUAAGAGUGAUUGGUAUCUCCACGGACGAAGAAAAUACAGGCAGCGGGUAUUCUGUAAUAACGAACGAGGAGGAAGACAUGUUCAGGCGUUUAGCAGCGGAUCCUAAUCUAUACGAAAGAAUCGCAAAGAGUAUAGCUCCUAGUAUUUUCGGGGCGAUAGACAUUAAAAAAGCUAUAGCUUGUUUGUUGUUCGCUGGAUCAAGGAAAAGGAUGCCCGACGGUCUUUGCAGGAGGGGCGACAUCAACGUUUUAUUACUAGGCGAUCCAGGCACGGCUAAAUCGCAGUUAUUAAAAUUUGUAGAAAGAGUCGCGCCAAUUGCAGUUUACACGUCCGGUAAAGGAAGUUCGGCCGCUGGUUUAACUGCGUCAGUUUUGCGAGAUCCUUCAACGAGGAAUUUCGUGAUGGAAGGAGGCGCUAUGGUUCUCGCGGAUGGUGGUGUCGUUUGCAUAGACGAGUUCGAUAAAAUGAGAGAGGACGACAGAGUCGCGAUACAUGAGGCUAUGGAGCAACAAACGAUAUCCAUCGCCAAAGCUGGAAUAACUACAACUUUGAACACUAGAUGUGCUGUCCUGGCAGCGGCAAAUUCGAUAUUCGGUCGUUGGGACGAGAUAAAAGGAGAAGAGAAUAUCGACUUCAUGCCGACGAUCUUGUCGCGCUUCGACAUGAUCUUCAUCGUGAAAGACGAACACGAGCAUAACAAAGAUAUAACAUUGGCAAAGCACGUAUUGAGGAUUCAUACCAACGCCGGUGAACUUACGGAACAAUUCCAGGAAGGAGAAUUGCCGUUGAACGUUUUGAAGAGAUAUAUAAGCUACUGCAGAACGCGUUGUGGGCCAAGACUGAAUAAAGAGGCAGCAGAGAAACUGAAGAACCGUUACGUCGUGAUGCGAGCGAGCACCAAAGAACACGAGAGGGAUACGGAGAAGAGAAUCUCUAUUCCUAUAACAGUUCGCCAGUUAGAAGCCGUUAUAAGAAUUUCGGAGUCGUUAGCUAAAAUGCAAUUGCAACCGUUCGCUACGGAGAUCCACGUCAACGAAGCGCUCAGGCUUUUCCAAGCAUCUACCAUGGAUGCCGCGCUGUCUGGAUCUUUAUCUGGGGCGGAGGGAUUUACAUCGGAAGAAGACCACGAGAUGUUAUCUCGUAUCGAGAAACAAUUGAAACGCAGAUUUCCAAUCGGUAAUCAAGUGUCCGAACAAAAUAUCGUUAAAGAUUUCGUGAAACAGGGAUUUGUAGAACGUGCUAUUUACAAAGUUAUACACACGAUGAUACGCCGUGGGGAACUUCAGCAUCGCAUGCAACGUAAAAUGCUCUAUAGGCUGCACUGAAACAUAAAUCACAUUCGUUUUUAAA
This is a messenger RNA of Ceratina calcarata, 2499 nucleotides long. Its product is annotated as DNA replication licensing factor Mcm5. Gene Ontology annotation, molecular function: DNA replication origin binding; 3'-5' DNA helicase activity; single-stranded DNA binding. Gene Ontology annotation, cellular component: nucleus; MCM complex. Gene Ontology annotation, biological process: DNA replication initiation; DNA replication; double-strand break repair via break-induced replication. The coding region runs from base 282 to 2474 and encodes 730 amino acids. The record is from RefSeq and is a predicted model, not a curated record. The transcript has 7 exons. Lineage: Eukaryota; Metazoa; Arthropoda; Insecta; Hymenoptera; Apidae.